This is a messenger RNA of Leishmania braziliensis MHOM/BR/75/M2904, 2130 nucleotides long. RefSeq lists its product as hypothetical. NCBI's taxonomy places the organism in Eukaryota, Euglenozoa, Kinetoplastea, Trypanosomatida, Trypanosomatidae. The transcript has a single exon. Gene Ontology annotation, cellular component: plasma membrane; endoplasmic reticulum membrane; endoplasmic reticulum-plasma membrane contact site. Gene Ontology annotation, biological process: intracellular sterol transport. Gene Ontology annotation, molecular function: sterol binding; sterol transfer activity. The coding region runs from base 1 to 2130 and encodes 709 amino acids. The record is from RefSeq and is a predicted model, not a curated record.
AUGAGCACGAAAAGCCGCGCUCCUGUUGAAAUCCAGAAGAGUUUCGUUCAGCAGGUGCAGAACAUUUCUGCCCACACCCGUGGCAUUAGUGACGAGCUUGCCCUCAUGUCACAGGGCCUGCGCGAUAGCAUCGAAAAGAAUCCCGGCCCCACGGCGGACCUGCUCGCUGCCGCGAGUCAGCUGAGUAGCUCCACAGUGAGGACCUGCAUGAACCUGUGCAGCUGUCUGCACGAUCUGGGUAGCAUGGGUGAGGCCGCAGAGACUGUGCUGGCUGCCCAGCCGGAGCUGGAGGUGGCGCUGCUGUUAAACUUUUUCGGCACCUUUGCGACGCAGAUGAGCGUCUUCUUCAAGGAAAUGGACGCAUGGUGGGACAGGGGUUGCCAGUGCUUUAGUCGUAGCAAGGCAGCGUUCUUCAGAGAGUUGCCAGCCUCUAGCACAUUGUCAGCGGCGGACAUAGAGCGCGAGGUGUCAGCAAUGACAUCCGCAUCGACUACAGGUACAAGGCGGUACAAGGAGAACGAGGCGCUUGAUGAUGUCGUAGGCAGAAAGUUGUCCCAGCAGCACGACGAGGACGGCAAAUUAGUAAGUGGUGGUACCGCUCUCAAGAAGGCACGCAAAAAGGCCUCCACGGCUGCCGAGGCGGAGACGUCCACGGUGACAAUGUCGCCGCAGUCGCAGGAGAACUUUGAUCCCUCACAGAACAGUCAUUCUAGCCGUGGCAGCGCCGAGGACACGAUGAUCGACUUGGCAGCGGCGGCUGAAUCAGGUGCUCAGACGGCUGCACCACGACGACCUAAAAAAAAAAAUUCAUUGCCGGUGCUCCCCGUCGGUGACGCACCUGCGGGGCUGAUGCCGGAGGAGCUGAGCUCCUUGGCGCUUUCCGAGCCACUCUACCUACUCCUCACCUCCACCCUGGAGGAGGCGCUUGGUGCGGCUGUCAUGGCCGCCCGUCCUAAUGUCUUCAGUAACCUGAGCAGUUUUACCUAUAAUGAGCCUGUCGCCACGUAUUACGUCCGCCUUGUCCGGCCCGGCAGCUUGGCGUACUUUGUCUACUGCAACUACAUUCGAGGCAGCGUGGAAACGCAGGAUGACUUCCUGUGUGACGUGCUGGAGACCGACUGCGCCGAGGUCGACCCAUUUGCGUCCCCCGCAGGUGAGGUGAUCGUCGACGACCCGUCGGACCUCUCCAGCCUACCGGCGUGUGCAUGGGGCUGCGGCAGCAGCGAGGACAAUGAGCGCCGUCUGUACACGAUGUACGCGCUCGUCACGCAGCCGUCACGAGUCGGCCCGACAGCCAUCAUACAAGACUCGCUGAACAUGGGCGCCGCGCGCGAGGAGGUACUGCACAUGGUGGCACUCGUGGACGGCGCACCGGAUUUUGCGCGAGUGACGUGCAUGGUGCAGUCGGAGGGGCGUCCUGUGGAGGUACCGAACCAGAAGCAAGCGGCCAUCAUCACCUUCUCGCGCAGCGGGUUCGUGCAGGCCGGCUUUGUCGAAGUGCCUGACUCGGAGGUCGAGGCGGCGGUGUCACAUACGAGGCUCGAAAAACAGAGUGCUGCGGAUGCUGAGAUGUCGCUCUUCCCGAGGGAGGAGCGGGGUGCCACAACAACAUUUCAACCUCCUGUACAGCUUGCGUCUCUCGAUCAGCCUACUUCCAGCGCGGGAAUAUCAUUUGGCGGUGUCGCGCGUGGGGCCGUGCAGGGUGGCUACGAAGUGCUGAAGGCGCCCUUUACGGUAGGCCGCGCAGUUGGCGGCGCUCUACUCGACGUCACCGGCGUCACCGACACGGUGCGCAACAACAUCGAGGGCCUUUUUCGUAGGGCUUUCCCGGACUUGGUUGGCGAGACGGUCGUGGACUCCUUCAACUGCGCCUGGAUGGAGCGGUCCAUAGUGAAGCAGGGUUACCUAUUUAUCACGCGGUACUGGGUGUGCUUUCAAAGCACCGUAGCUGCUGCACACUUUUCCAUCGAAUACGACGAGAUCAAAGACAUUGUCAAGUGCAAAUCAGUGAAGAUGUUCGCGAACGCGAUUGAGAUCAAGACGCACCUGAAUGACACGAUCUUUCUCACAAACUUUCUUCAGCGGGACCAAGCCUAUGAUGCUCUGAUGAGUCAGUGGCUGAAACAGUAA